Messenger RNA from Dermochelys coriacea (leatherback sea turtle), 6114 nucleotides. RefSeq names its product phosphatidylinositol-5-phosphate 4-kinase type 2 beta (gene PIP4K2B). The transcript has 10 exons. Gene Ontology annotation, biological process: phosphatidylinositol metabolic process. Gene Ontology annotation, molecular function: phosphatidylinositol kinase activity. The coding region runs from base 286 to 1554 and encodes 422 amino acids. Lineage: Eukaryota; Metazoa; Chordata; Testudines; Dermochelyidae. The record is from RefSeq and is a predicted model, not a curated record.
CGCCAUCUUGGCGCCUCCUUAGUGCAGGAGCCGGAGCGGGCUCGGCCGGCGAGAGUGGCUCCUCCUUAGCGGUGGAGCGAACCACUGCAAGGAGGGGCAGCUAGCGGGGCGGCCGGCACCACUGUGGGGGAGAGGGAGACGCGAACGAGCUGGCAGGGGCGGACGGCUCCAUCGGGCGGAGGGUGUAGGGGUUCGGGCGGAACCACUGUUUGGGGGUGGGGGGGGGGGAGUGUAACGGGCCGGGGCGGAACCAUGCGGAGGCGCUGCUAGGGGGGCGGAUCCGCCAUGGCCUCGAACUGCGCGGGGGGCUCGUCGGCGGGGGGCGCCGGGGCGGCGCUGGGGGCCGCGCUCAGCGCCAGCAAGACCAAGACCAAGAAGAAGCAUUUCGUGUGUCAGAAGGUGAAGCUGUUCCGGGCCUCGGAGCCGCUGCUCAGCGUCCUCAUGUGGGGGGCCAACCACACGAUCAAUGAACUAAGCAAUGUUCCUGUCCCUGUCAUGUUAAUGCCAGAUGACUUUAAAGCCUACAGUAAGAUUAAAGUGGACAAUCAUCUUUUCAACAAGGAAAACUUGCCAAGCCGUUUUAAAUUUAAGGAGUACUGCCCGAUGGUGUUCCGAAACCUCCGCGAAAGAUUUGGGAUUGAUGAUCAAGAUUAUCAGAACUCUGUAACACGAAGCGCUCCAGUGAACAGCGACAGCCAAGGUCGAUGCGGGGCCCGUUUCCUGACCACCUACGACAGGAGGUUUGUCAUUAAGGCAGUGUCGAGUGAAGAUGUAGCAGAGAUGCACAACAUACUAAAGAAGUACCAUCAGUUUAUAGUGGAAUGCCAUGGGAACACCCUUCUCCCCCAGUUCCUAGGCAUGUACAGACUCACCGUGGAUGGAGUAGAAACCUACAUGGUAGUCACCAGGAACGUAUUUAGUCACAGGUUAAUUGUGCAUCGGAAGUAUGAUCUGAAGGGCUCAACAGUCUCCAGGGAAGCAAGUGACAAAGAAAAGGCCAAGGAUUUGCCAACGUUCAAAGACAAUGACUUCUUGAAUGAAGGCCAGAAGCUCCACGUUGGAGAAGAGAGUAAAAAGAACUUCCUCGAAAAGCUAAAGCGGGACGUGGAGUUUUUAGCUCAGCUGAAGAUCAUGGACUACAGCCUGCUGGUGGGCAUUCACGACGUUGACCGGGCAGAGCAGGAGGAGAUGGACGUGGAGGAUCGGGCUGAGGACGAGGAGUGUGAGAACGAUGGCAUUGGCGGGAACCCUAUUGGCUCUUACGGGACCCCACCUGACAGCCCCGGCAACCUCCUCAACUUCCCGCGGUUCUUCGGGCCUGGGGAGUUUGACCCUUCGGUCGACGUGUAUGCCAUGAAAAGCCAUGACAGUGCCCCUAAGAAGGAGGUAUAUUUCAUGGCCAUUAUAGACAUUCUUACGCCGUACGAUGCAAAGAAGAAAGCUGCACAUGCUGCCAAAACAGUGAAACAUGGGGCCGGGGCAGAGAUCUCCACGGUGAAUCCGGAGCAGUACUCUAAACGCUUCAAUGAAUUUAUGUCCAAUAUCCUGACAUAGUCACCUUCUACCUUGAGCCAGAAAGGAAGAGAAGAGGGGCUACUUCUGAGCAGAGAACACGGCCUGACACACUAAAACAGACACUGUAGCAGCAGCACGUGGGAGAUGAGUGAGUGUGAGCAUGUGGCACUGUAUGAUUUACAGGAAACUAAUCUAGGUGCAUUCUCAAAUAUUCCACUUGACCCAGGUGGAAAAGUGGCUUUUUUCCUUUUGUUACAGAAAUGCCCAAAUAGAGAUUUGAGGCUUUUUUAAAAAAGAGAAUCUAAUUGCUGCAGCACUGCUGUUCAUAAUGACAUUUUCUCCUCUCUGAUCAAGAGACGCCAGUAAGGAUACCAUGAAUGGCUGUUUAAAAGGGGGAGCUCUAACCUGUAGCUUGUGUUAAAUAAGAGGAGAAGCAAUGCCUAAUUCCACAAACUGCUGUUCUUUUUAAUGGACAGGUUUUUUUUUUUAACAGAAAGCCGUACAAACCCUUUUAUUUCCUUCUCGGUCGGGGUCGGAGUCGGGGCGGGGGGGGGGAAAGUAGUCUGCCAUUUUGAGGAUGAAAAUGUUGAGGAGCUGCUGAACCUUAACUAGGUAAAUUCAGGCUGGGAACCUUUUUUGCGGGGGUCUUAAAAAUUUCUUAAGAAUGAACGUCACAAGAAAGACGAGGGAAAUUAACAUCUACCAAAGAUGGUCACUUAAGGCAUAACUUAUAGAAGCUAAAAAGUAGUAUGAAAAAUACUGGAUAGCCACACAACCAUCAUGCUUAAGAUAGGUGGCCUGGGAAAAUUCCAUUGAAUAAGAAAAUCAUGUUAACUUAUUCUGUGGGUUUGGGGUUACAUUUGGCUGUCUAGGAAAAAAUGACAACUGUUAAAUCUCCCUGCCUCUAAAAUAGAGCUGAUGCAUGACAGUUCUGCCAGUGUUAAUCUAGCUAAUGUUCAGAGUCUUCCUAACUCAUCCAGUUCUGUUACAAGUACUUGAAUUGUUGCCUGAGAAGAGGUUUAAAAAAACAACCAACCCAACAUGAAGUGCAGCUUGAGAAAUGCAAAUUGCUGUCACUCUGGAGUGUUGGAGUUGUGACUGUAACAAGUUGGAUGUGUGUCCGGUUCCACUGCUCAACACAAAGGACUCCAAACUUGAGUUGUAAUUAUCUACGCUCUGCUUCGCUCCGGGUCCAUAACUCUAGCUGAUAGAGUGAGUCAAUGGGCAUAAAUGACUGAACACUUGCUCCAGAUAUUUUUCCCCAUAAGGAAUUUGAACUGAUUUGUGUGAUUGAAUUAUGUCCUAUUUGUCUCUAGAACGCUUGUAAUAUUUUUCACAGCCAAGCUUGUCGAAGUUGCUGUAAGUUUAAUUAGUUCUGCUACAGAACAGUUAUGUGUAUUUUUUUUUUUAAGCAGGAUUUAGCCGUUUUGAAGAGACCCUGCAGUUGACAUAAGUUGCUUAUCUGCCUUGAAACUGUUUUCACAAAUGCCUUUGUUUCAGGAAUAAGCUGUUAGAAUGUGUGUGUGUUCUGUGCUAUAAUAUGUGCUAGUUUGCUCUGUUGAUUUGGUCCUGUUGAGAGAGAAUCGGUGGUACUCAUCGUGUCUUGGUAACUAACUAGACUAAUGCUAGCUGUGAUUAGAUUCUGAAUGUGGGAUGACUAUUUUAAUCCACGUUCCUGACGUAAUUCCGCAGCUCUCGGCAUAGGGGAACGAUGGGAUUUGUCAAGACUGAAAACUGGGCUUAGAGUACAUUGUAAAUAGUGUUUAAAAAAGGUCUAAAACAAAUCAUUGGUUUUAAUGGGACAUGAAACUUUUUGUUCAUUUGUGGGUCAUUCCCUCUGAUGGGGGACAAAUUUUUUUUAUGCCAUUGUAAUCCAUUGUCUUGUUUUUGUGUAAAUUUGGGGAACUAACAUGCUAUUGUCUGACACCCUGGUAAAGAUUCUCGCACAUCUUAGUGUGUUUGGCUAACAAUACCACAGAUCAAGUGCAGGUAAGAGAAAACGUAGAGGGGGUGAAGGAGGAUAUUGGUUGCUUUCCUCUAAACAAAAAAUGCACUUGUCGUCCGUGAAAUAGGAAUUAAAUACCAUUCACGUUUUACUCUUGACAGUUUAAAAAGUCCUGUACCUACAUUUUGGCCUGGUAAAUUUGCCAUUCUCCUUGUGGGAAAUUAGUUGAAACUUUAGUAUGCUAGACUUAAAUAUGCAUUUUUUUUUUAAAUUACAGUAAAUAGGGAAGUAAACUGCACCCACUCAGCAGUGGUAUAUUUUAAGUGAGCAACCCAAAAACAGUCAACAGAAGUUUAUUAACUUGGGGCAAAAAAACUGAUUCACUGGAACUUGGUAAACAGCUGAAACCAAAACAUGUAGUUCCUGCAGCCAAUGUUACAAAAUACAUGACACUAAGGAUUUAAGACCUUGUGAUUUCUUUUCCCACUCUAGAUAGGGAGCAAAGAAUCCUCUAUUAGACCCCAUUUGGUUGUCUCAAUGCCUCAAGUGGUAUAAAAGCCCUAAAAAUAUCUGUUCACUUCAGCACUUACCCCAUUUUGCCAUUUUUGUUGCCAUACUGUGUGUGUGUGUGUGUGUGUGUGUGUGUGUAUAUAAAAAAAACUAAAUGCAAUUUUAUCAUUUAAAGAUGUAUUACCCAGGUAUACUUUAACAUAAGCAGUUUGUAUAUUGUUUACAUUGAGAGGUAGCAUUAUGUUAAAAAUGCUAAUUUUGUUUCUAGACAGUAUUUUUUUUGUUACUAUAAGAGGUGAAGCUGCAAAUAUUUGAUUUGUUUUUAAAAGGGACUUCUGCUUUUGUUUUAAUCUUGAUAUAGAAUCUUUAUUUUCUUGAGUUCAAAUAUUUAAACACCCUGCACCCCCCCCACCCCUGAUUUUUUUACAACUGCCUGUAAUAGCUUUAUCUAGUUUCAGUCUGACUUUGUGUUCUAGGUUGCUGAAUGUAGAUAUACUUUUGCCUGUAGCAUGUGCCCUCCCAUAUCACAUUACACUGAAGUGCAUUGCAAUUAAAACCAUAGCUCGCAUGGAAAAAGAUGCAGUCUUUAGAGCUGUAGAAUAAACUCUUAAUAGCAGAUCACUUAAGAGACUCCAGCCAAAUGGCAGGAAAGUCUCUUUGCUAACAUGCUAUAUCUUUUUCUAGAGAAUGCUGUGCAAAAAGCUAGAGUUGAGCUGGAAGAUAGGGAAUGUUCUCCCUUCCAGUACACACCCCACUAACUUUAGGAAAAAUUAAUCAGGGCAGGAGCAUCUCUCUCACUGUACUGGGCCUAACCCUACCUGGCCACACUCUGAUUUCUUUCAUGUACAGAUUGUCUGUCCUUGUCAUACACCUAUAAGAGCAGCAAGCAGAGGAGGUUAUCUUUGAGAAGAUGUGUAUGAUUGUUUCCUCCCUCUAUCAAUUUUUUUCUACUUAUCACUUAAUACAGUGCCUCUAAUGAUGCCCUAGUUUUGAUUGUAGUCCCUUUAGCUAAUUAUGAAGCUCUGGGGGGUGGGAGUGUACUUUAAAAAAGUCAACUGGUGUUUGACUUAAGAAUCAACUGGCCUUGGAAUUUUCAGCUAAAAAUACUGGAUAGGACCAAGGAUGUUAUGAAAAUAUUCAAGAUGCUGCCAGUUUAAAUAUGAGAUGGAAUGCAAUUUUCUUUAUGUAAAACAAUGCACUUUUGAGUGAGGGGGAUACAGACUUUAUAGCAUGAUGAAGGGCCUGCACUUCCACUUCCAGGAAAUCUAACUUCAGAUUUAAUUUUUACUGACAGUAAAAAUUAAGUAUGUUUUUAACAAUAUGGGGUGCUGGCCCUUAGCCACUGGCAGGAAAAGCUGUCAUUCUUUGCCUAGGUGGGCAAUCAAAACUGCCUUCAACAGUGUUCUAACCCCAGGUGAAACUAGAGGCAUAAAAUUGUAGUGAGACUAAUUUGAGAAGUCUUUUGCUGGGUGAAUUAUAUUCUGGCCUAAACCUGUGAAGGACUCCCUAGCCUAUACUUACUGUGCAAAGGUGCCCCACUUGUUGCUGUAGAAAGGCUGGAGUGUUUUUAAAUGUUAGGUGGUAUAAACAAACAUUUCAAAGGUCAAGGGUGUGUGCACUAAAACUUUGGUUGCACCAUCCUACAGCUAAUUUGAAUACAAUACUCUCCCCUCCUGCUUUUUAAUGCACCAUUUACAACUUGCCUACUUGUCCUCCUUGCUGAGCUUAUUUGCCAGCAUCCAUGAUAUUAGCCAUGACUGACUGUCCUUGACAUGUAUAAUGAAUUCUUGUGAUUCAAGUGGUUUAAGUUGACAACUCAGAUCUUGUGCUGUUCUUUGUUUAGAUGUAUGAUACUAAAUGCAAUUGGAUUGAGCUGUGUUAAAUGAGCUUGUUACACACAGAUCAGUGGUGGGGCUAAUCAGUGCAACUGAAAAAAUGUGAAUAAAUUAAAUUUAACCUAAACCUAAGAAGAAUGGAGCAUUCUAGAUUUUCACUGCUGUUUCAGUUUUGUUUUUUUUUAAAUAGGAAUUAAGUCCUCUGUGCUUGUCUGUUUGCUAGGAGCAAUUUGAGAAACUUACUGUUUUGAAAUGCAUGCAUGUUACAAGAUGAGUCUCAGCCAGAAAAAAAAAUUAAAAGUUUGUGUA